Molecule: messenger RNA, 574 nt
Organism: Sphaeroforma arctica JP610
Lineage: Eukaryota; Ichthyosporea; Ichthyophonida
Exons: 1
Source: RefSeq, a predicted model, not a curated record
GCGAGCCCGACGGUGACACGACGGUCGCUCAACACACGACGCCAGUCACACACGGCAAUACAUCUCAGCAGAUCACACUCGCAGGGCGUAACGUCCAUAUCUUCUCACGCGAUGUACAGUCACACACCGAACGCACCGAAACGAACAGCCACAUCUCAAACCAGCCACACGAGGAGAGGGAGGGUAAGGGUAAAGGGAAGGCUGAGAGAGAAGGAGAGGUAGAGGUUAUAAGCCAUCAGGGGGCCAAUGCCACACACACACAGGAACAAGAGGACCUACCAGAUGAGAUGUUCAAGGUCACAGCGGCGGAUCUGCGUGUGCUGCUCAGAGACACACGCAUGCACACGGACAUGGACCGGCCGUUCCAGUUUAGUACUAAGCACGGCAGUGACGAGCUCAGUAGCGAGCAGAGGGGGCAGGUGACCACGUGUAUACGGCUGAUGGUGGGUGACCACGUGGCACAGAUAGAGUUCAAAAGUACCGAACCUCUCAGCACGGUCGUGGGUACGCUGAGACUGGCGGUGGAUGCCGCGUGUAGCAAUGAAGUGAUCUUCUUCACUACCCCGCCCAGAUG